Messenger RNA from Sporisorium graminicola, 1422 nucleotides. RefSeq lists its product as uncharacterized. Gene Ontology annotation, molecular function: guanyl-nucleotide exchange factor activity. The record is from RefSeq and is a predicted model, not a curated record. The transcript has a single exon. The coding region runs from base 1 to 1422 and encodes 473 amino acids. Gene Ontology annotation, biological process: positive regulation of GTPase activity. Gene Ontology annotation, cellular component: cytosol. NCBI's taxonomy places the organism in Eukaryota, Fungi, Basidiomycota, Ustilaginomycetes, Ustilaginales, Ustilaginaceae.
AUGGAAAGCGAGUCCCAGUCUGGUCUGGAUAUGCUCAUGUCGUUUGUGGAAAAGGCAGAACUUCCGCGCGAAUGGGUUCGGGAUUUUGCCGCGACCUCUGCCGACGACGACAAAGCGGCGGCUUCUACGGAAGAUGUGCAAGCUGCCGAAGAGAUGCGCAAGGUGUUUGCGCAGGUCAAGGCCAACGUCGCCCGCGCCGUCGUGGCCAUCUCGGGCGACGACACCAAUAUGGUCGAGCUUUUCAGCGGGUCAUCUGGUUUCAUCGGUCGACUCAAAGCAUGGAUUCGAUACGACCCAAAGACGCGCGACGAUGUGGUCAGCUGUGGCAUGUUGGCGCUGGGCAAUUUAGCCAGAAGCGAUGCCCACUGCCUCAGCCUGGUGCAAGAGCACGAGCUUGCUCCCUUCUUGGCGUCGUUCUUGGCGCAGGCGGACGACAUUAAGGUCGCACACGGCUUGGUGUCGCUGCUCAAAAAUUUGUCGAUCCCGGCGGCGAACAAGGCGAUAAUUGGACAGCUGGGAGUCAUUGAUGCUGUGGUGCGCUUCUUGAACCGCGACAAGGACAUGGUGCAGCCUCUUCAGUUUGCGACAGUGGGCCUGCUCAAGCAUCUGUGCGCUGGUGUCACGGCGAACGCGGUCCGCUUUGUCGAUGGCGACAGAGGCAGCAGCCGCCGUGGUGAUUCGCUUAAUGCGCUCAUCGAUAUGAUCCAGCGCAUCGACGAUGUGCCCACUAAGAUGGAGGCGACGCGUGUGCUGGUGAACGUGGUCAAGAGUCUCUGGACAAGCGCACGCAGCAGUGACAGCAGCGAGGCUCCGGCACUCACGGAAGAAGCCGUGCUCGCAGCGCGGAGCCGAGUGGUGCGAAGGGACGUAAUCCAGGCGCUGGCCGAGAUGGUGCGAACGAGUCCCAAGUAUCCCGUGCUAGUCAAUGAGGGUGUCAUUGCAUUGACCUUGGUGGGGAGCGACAGGAUGGGCGCCGAGCUGGUGAGCUUGUCGCUGCUUGCUGAGCCCAACAAAGCGAAAGCAGACGAGGACGAGGACGAAGCGAUGGCAUCGGACAACGAGAUGGAUGCAUUGCGCACAUCGCGUCGACGAUCGACGGUGGACAGCUCUGCCUCGACGUCGUCACAUCCUUUGCCGCCGCCCGAGCGCGCGCUGGACAUGGUCAAUCUGGUGCUGGCGAGACGAGAUGCGCGCAUGCCUCCGCAAUUUGCAAGCAAUGCUUGCGCACUUGUUUUGAGCUUAUGCCAUGCAACGCAGGGGGCGACGAGCAGCACGGGGGCAGUGGGGCAAGAGGCGGUCGGGCGUGUCGCUACACAAACGCAAGCGGCGUUACAACAGCUCAAGGAUCAGGGGCCUACGGAAGCGCUCUCUGCUGCUGCUGAUGCGUUGGAGGCUGUGUCCAAGGCGGCCGUUGCUGCCUGA